Molecule: messenger RNA, 579 nt
Organism: Acanthisitta chloris (rifleman)
Lineage: Eukaryota; Metazoa; Chordata; Aves; Passeriformes; Acanthisittidae
Product: chromosome unknown open reading frame, human C22orf23
Exons: 5
Coding region: 1-579 (192 amino acids)
Source: RefSeq, a predicted model, not a curated record
AUGAUGGAGGAGUUGAAGCUGACGCAUCCCCAGAGGCGAUACUUGAUGGACUGUGUGAAACGAGGAGGUUCACUGCCCCUCCAGUGCCGCCCCACAUCCAGCAAACAGCCAGUGCCUGCAGCACCUGCUGCCUCCCCACCAGCCUGUAAGCUUUCAGCCAGACCUCAUCUCCGACCUGCCAAGGUCUGCCAGGCAGGAGAUGCCUACACCCGGGAGAAAUUCAAGCCACAGGCCACACGAGAUUUGGAAAAGGAGAAGCAAAGACUUCAAAACCUCUUAGCGACAGGGAAGGAUGUGGUGGAGGAUGAGGUGAAGCAGGUGCGGGUUCAAACAAAGGAAAAGGAGAUACCAGAGCCUGACCGGUUUGAAGAAUUGGUGUCUGAAGUUCAGGAGAGGAGGGAAUUCCUGGCAGAGAUGGAAGCUCUAGGACAGGAUAAGAAGUACCGAGCAAUUGUCCUUGCUGAAAUCUCACAGAAAAUGCGCGAGAUGGAGAUCAUUGACAAGAAGAGAAGUGAGGAAAUGAGAAAGAUCAUGACAAAAGACUUCCCUGGUGGGAACAAAUCUGAUCUCAAUGACUAG